AUGACGACAACUGUGGGCCUGCUAUCGCCUUUGUUGCCGCCGACCGCGGUGACCGCUGCCGUGGCCGAAGAGCACCAGCAACAAGACUACUACUACGUACCUCAGCCGCAGCCUACGCGCGUCGUACGCAUGAAAAUGUGGAGUGACGACGACGACGAAAACAAUUAUUGCGCCGACGACAAUUCGACGAAUAGUUUCUUAUUACUGAACAACAUGGGUAUUCAUGUUCCUCCGAUGACAACAAUAAAUACAAGCAUGUCUAAUGAAACUAGCAAUGAAUCAAAUGCAUGCAAAAGACGGUUAUCUUCGUCAUUGGAAAAUGAUCAUAUUCCUAAAAUAGCUAGGCGUAUGGUUAAUAACGAGGAUCUAUUGCUAAAUGAUCUUAUUGUCGAGCAAUUGGAUUCUGCGUCUCAACUAGAUGACGACAAUGCAACAUCAUCAAUUGUUGCUGCUAUAGCUGCCGUUACUGAUGAUUCAGAUUGUAGUAUUGAAGAUGAUGAUGACGAUGACGAUGAUGAUGACGAAGAUGAUGAUGACGAUGAUCAAUAUUUACCUGCUGGUAGUUUAUCACUAUCCUCGUCCAACAGUAACAAUGUCACAAAUUCCACAAAUUCUUCUUCAUUGUCGACACUGUCGCCCUCCCAACAGCAUCACAAUCAGAAUCAUUGGAGGCAACAUCACCAACAGCAGCAAACUAUCAAAUGCGACACUAACGGUAAGUGUUAUUUGGAUUUAGGUAGCGGUGGUAGCAGCACAACGCUGACAACAACCAUGGCUACAAUACAACCACGAAUCAACAGUGAACCAGAAUGCUGUGAGCUAGGGCGUUGUGUACCUUCAACACAGUGUUAUAGACGUCGUAGAGCCGCAGUGUUUGAUGCAUCAAUGCGCAAAUUAGGAAAAUCAAGUGGAUCUGGAAAUAAUGGCUCACAACAAAGUUGCGAAGCUGGACUCCGGAGGUCUGUGCUCAUUUGCAACACAUUAAGAUUGAUUGAGCGUGAAAUGUCACGAGAAGCUGCUGCUGCAGCUCAACAAGCCCAACAACGCCGUUGCUGUGCAUCGUCGCCAUCGAAUACGUCACAGCAAUUGAUCCAACAGCAACAGAUCGAUGCUUCACACCAACAUAAUAAUCAUAACAACAACAAUAACAACAGACGAUCUCCCACACCAUACCCCACAGAAUACAGAAAUGGCCGACAGGAAAUUAUGGUUGAGCAUAACAGCAGUAGCAGUAGCAGCAGCAGCAGUAGUAGCAGCACAACAGAUUCCAUUGACUCUGGUGUGGACGAUGAAUACUAUUAUGAUGAAGAUGAUGAUGAUGACGAUCAUCAUAGCCAUACCACAGUGAUGACAAAUAAUCAUCAAGAUCUAAAUAACCAUCAUCUCCAAUAUUACCAUUUGAACGGAAGUAUUGAAGAUUGUGACAAUUAUAUUCAUUUKGAUGAUUAUGAUGAAGACGGCGAUGAUGAUGAAGAUGAUGAAGACGAUCCUAAUAAUUCUCCUUUAACAGAACUACAAAUUUAUGAUAACAGUUUCAAUAACAAAAGAAACACAGCAUUGAGUAUUGGGGAUCACCAUUCUGACGAUAACAUACUACCAUUAAUGGGUAAUAGUAAUACAACAACGGUUACAUCUAUUGAUUGGGGUUCAGUUCUAAGUUUGUCUUCGUCGAAUAGCAACAACAAUGGCAAUAAUUCACAGUCUGCGUCGUCAACUUCAAUAACAUUGAUGAAUAGUAUUGAUAGUGAUUGUGAUGAUAUCACAACAAUAAUAUCUGCUACAAAUCAAGAUCGUAAAUCUCAACAGCAUAAACGUAGGAGGAGACACUAUAAACAUCAUUACAAUCAUAGUCAAAUUCAUACAAAAUACAGACAUCACCAUUCCCAUCAUCAUCAAAGGUCGCAAAAACGUCGAGAACGUGGAUUAACUACAACAUUACCUAUGUCAAAAAACAGGACAUCAAAUUAUUAAGUUCAGUCACAAGUAGGCUCUUGUAAUAAUGAAUAAACUACCUACUUAAUAAUUGCAAUAAUAUGCUCAUUGGAAAAUUGCAACAAAUUUUAAAAAGCAUCAAUACUAAGUUGUCUGGUUUUGAUAUUACAAUGGCAAACUAUAUUUACCUAGAUGUUUACACAUGUACCUGAUAGAUCACAUAUUAUAUAAUUUUUGAAUGCCUACCUAUAAAGGUAUGGAUAUGCAAAUAGCAACCAACAAGGAUGGCUGUGUAAUAUUAUAACCACCGGGCAGCUCAAUUAUUAUUAUUAUUAUUAUUUUUAAUUUUAAUGUAGGUUAUGUUUUAUUUUAUUAUCUCUUAUAGUAUAUAUUUGUGCAGACGUAUGUUUUCUUUUCCAAAGUAAAUUAACAACCAAACAUAUUAAAUUCUCCAUCAUAACACCUUCACAAUAACAGUUUAAUGUUUUGCAAUAAAUAUAUAUGAAUGUGUUGAUAUUAUGUCAUAUAAUAUGUUAAGAGACUCUUGUUACCAUU
Diuraphis noxia (Russian wheat aphid) is the source of this 2487-nucleotide messenger RNA. RefSeq lists its product as uncharacterized. The record is from RefSeq and is a predicted model, not a curated record. NCBI's taxonomy places the organism in Eukaryota, Metazoa, Arthropoda, Insecta, Hemiptera, Aphididae.